Molecule: messenger RNA, 1483 nt
Organism: Micromonas pusilla CCMP1545
Lineage: Eukaryota; Viridiplantae; Chlorophyta; Mamiellophyceae; Mamiellales; Mamiellaceae
Exons: 4
Coding region: 1-1161 (386 amino acids)
Biological process (GO): regulation of stomatal closure; de-etiolation; cellular response to calcium ion
Source: RefSeq, a predicted model, not a curated record
AUGGAUAUCGUGGUGAGCCGCGAGCGCGCGAAGAGAUUUUCAACAUGUGACGUUCGACGCACGAGCUCGGAUACGAAUGGAUUUGCAGACGCGGUGGUAUCUUCUCGCUCCACCGAUCCGCGCGCCGCACUCAUCCAUCGCGCUCGAAGAAGCAUGGCCGCCCUCACCACCGUCCCCCUCGUUCUCGGCGCGAAGCCCGCGCUCCGCGGCGCCAAGGUCGCGUCCAAGGCCGCGCCCAAGGCGUCCGACCUCUUCACGCUCUUCGACUCCAUCGACAAGACCGCGGACAAGAUCGAGGGCGCGUUCGGCGCCGCCGCGGGCGCCGCCGGCAAGGCGGCGGACGCAGUCUCCGCGGCGGCGACCGUCGCGAAGCCCUUCGCGGAGAAAGCCGUCGACGCCGCCGCGCCGCUCCUCGACGCGACGGGCAAGUACGCCGAGCGCACGGUCGCGCCGCUCGCGGGCGAGGCGAUCAAGACUGCAGGCUCCGCCGCGGGCGGCGUCGCCGGCUCCGCCGCGAACGCGAUCAAGUCGCGAGGGAUCGACGUCGAGCCCGUCGCCGGCGCCGCCGGCGCCGCGGGGAAACUCGCGGGCGACUUCGCGACGACGACGGCGGCGCCCGCGUUGGAGAAGUUCGGCGACUACCUCUCCACCGCGUCGCCGACGGACCUCGCGGAGCUCGGCGCGGGCGUCCUCGCGGCGUACUUCAUCGCGCCCGCGCUCUUGGGCGUCGUCGCGUCCAGCGCGCGCGGCUACGCGGGAUCAGGCGCGUUCCAUCUCGCGCUGUUUUUUCGCCCCGUCGAGGCGUACGACGACGUCUUGAACAAGAAGAACGUCGUCGUCGUGGACGUCCGCCGCGAGAACGAGGUCGAGCGCGGGGAGGUCGACUUCCCUAGGCGCGCGGCGUCGCGCGUGCUCCAGGUCCCGCGCGAGCAGCUCCGCGGGAACUUCAAGAACAGCUCCGCGGUGGACGCGAACCUGACAGCGCUGAAAGUGGCCAACCUGAAAGGGGUCAAGCGCGGCACGAAGGUGUACCUGCUGGACGCCAACGGCGGCGACGCGCCGAAAGUCGCCAAGGCGCUGACGGCGCAGGGGUUCGGCAAGGUGUACGUGAUCCAGGGGGGGUUCAACGGGUGGGCCUCCGCGGGGCUCGGCGUGCAGUAGAGGAGAGGUGGUUUGGUCGGUCGGUUGGUCGGUUGGUCGGUCGGCGUCGUUCGCGACGGCGCGACGACUGUUAACCGUCGCGCGAUCGCGACCACCGCGAACGCACUUUUUCGAUUCUCUCCGCCGCUCGUCUCUCUCUUUCGUUUGAGCUCGACGCCGUCGCCGCCGCGCGCGCCCCGCGGCGGGCGACGGACGCGUACACAUUAGCUAACUGCAAACGACGCCGCGCGCGCGUGUCGACGACGCGUUCAUUUCGUUCUCUCCAUUUCUAUUCUACAGUAUGUAAACGAGCGAGUAAGACGUCGAUCGUCGUCGAGACUAG